This is a messenger RNA of Drosophila takahashii, 610 nucleotides long. RefSeq names its product ATP synthase subunit b, mitochondrial. The record is from RefSeq and is a predicted model, not a curated record. Lineage: Eukaryota; Metazoa; Arthropoda; Insecta; Diptera; Drosophilidae.
UUGGUAUCUUACAGUUCAUACAGAACUACUAUACUAGCAAUUUUAGGGAAAUUCACUGAAUCAAAUUCGUCGCAAUUUUUUGAAAAAUGUUCUCAAGAUCAGCUCUGCGUCCUUUGACUUUGGCUGCCUUUCGUUCGGCUGCCACCAAUUCUGCCCGAGGAGCCAUCAAGCUCCCAGCGCUUGGACAUCCCGAAAAGGAUCGCCUCGGCUUUCUGCCCGAGAAUUGGGUCAAAGGACCCGUGGGCGUCGGCGUGUUGGCCUAUAUCUGCUCCGGGGACUUCUGCGCCAUGAGGCACGAGCACAGCGGACUCUAUAUUGGCCUCAUGGAGGACGAGUACUACAGCAGUGGACUGACACUUGGUAUCCUGGCCGCCUUCGCUGUGAUGAAGCUCGUUCCACUGAUUGCCAAUUGGACUGAUGUCGAGGUCAAUAAAAUUGAGUCUGGCAACGAGGCUGAGUUAAAAGUCCUGUGUAUCGCACCCCCUCUGGAGAAGAAGAACCUCAACCAGGACAAUGUCAGUCGAAGCAGCUAAACGAUUUUAAUUUUUGUAUUACAUUUUAUAAACCUUAUCUAAGUAAAAUAGCCUCAAAAUAUCGGUGUGUAAAAAAA